GAGAGGCGGGGCAGGUAGGGAGAGGGGUGACAUACCCGCCCCCCGCCCUCCCUCCUGCCGCCUCUGGCCACGUCUCAAACUCGGCGACUGUGGCCGCACUGCAGGAGCGCGCAGCCGGGCAGCAGCGGAGCGAGGACCGGCGGGAAGCAGAGCGGAAAACACGCGCUGCGACCGGGAAACCGAGAACCGGCGCCACUCCCCACGCAGCGCAAGUGACGGGCGCACCGGAGAAACGCCAUGCCUCGCUGCAGGGCCAACCUGAGCUCCAUGAUUUUCCUGGUGAUCCUGCAGGGGGCGGCAGUGGUGCUCUUCUGCGGCUGGUACGUCCAGCUGAGCCCCUGCGGCUCGGCUCCCGGCAACGGCAAGGUCCACGUGCUGCUGCUGUCCUCGUGGCGCUCCGGCUCCUCCUUCGUGGGCCAGGUGUUCAGCCAGCAUCCGUCCGUCUUCUACCUGAUGGAGCCGGCCUGGCACCUGUGGACCAAGUUCCCCAAGCCCAGCGCGCAGACCCUCAGGAUGGCGGUGCGGGACCUGGUGCGCAGCGUCUUCCAGUGCGACUUCUCGGUGAUGGAGCCCUACCUACCGGAGCGCCACAACACCUCCUCCCUCUUCAUGUGGAGUCACAGCCGGGCGCUGUGCUCGCCGCCGGCGUGCUCGCUCACGCCGCGGGACAAGAUCAGCAACCAGAGCGUCUGCGCCAGGACCUGCGAUGCCCGCGGCCUGGGGAAGGUGCAGGAGGCCUGCGGCACCUACAGCCACGUGGUGCUGAAGGAGGUGCGCUUCUUCGAGCUGGAGUCCCUCUACCCGCUGCUGCAGGAUCCCAGCCUGGACCUGCGCAUCAUCCACCUGGUCCGGGACCCGCGGGCCGUCAUGCGCUCCCGAGAGGAGUCGGCCCGAGCGUUCGUCAGCGACAACGCGGUGGUGCUGGAGCAGAGGGCCAUUCCCCAGACGGACGUGCAGUACCAGGUGAUGCAGGAGAUCUGCCGCAGCCACGUGCGCAUCAACGAGCGCGCCGUCCUGAAGCCGCCGCCCUUCCUCAAGGGCCGCUACAAGAUGGUCCGCUACGAGGACGUGGCUCAAAGUCCGCUGGAGGAAAUCAGCGCCAUGUAUGACUUCGUGGGCCUGGAAAUGACGGCGCAGCUGGAGGAGUGGAUCUACGAGGUCACGCACGGGAAGGGCAAAGGCUCGCGGAAGGACGCCUUCAAAAUCACCUCGCGAAACGCCGCCGACGUGUCCCAGGCCUGGCGCACCACGCUGUCGCACCGGAAGGUGAAGCGCGUGCAGCAGGUGUGUGGCUCGGCCAUGUCGCUGCUGGGCUACCGGACGGUCAACAGCGAGAAGGAGCAGAAGAAGUUGGACGUGGACCUGCUGGUGCCGCGAGAGCCGUACAAGUUCAGCUGGUUGCCGCAGAAGACGGAGCAGCAUCGCCGGAGAUGAGGCGACUGAGACCAGGACCCGUCGCCGGUGAGGUGCUGUAGCGUCUGCAGUCGACACCCGGGACAAAGACUACCUUCUCAUCCAUCCUCCUUCAGAGGAGUUCUCAGCUUGAACACCAGGGUUCGCUGUUGUCAGCUCUUGUCUGGGACUCACUGCUGGAGGAUUUAAUGUUAUUGCCUCUCGGGUUUUGGAUCUGUGAGGACUUGAUCCUCGGCCACUGAUUUCACUCAAAAUGGCUGACUUCUGCCAGGGUCUGGUCCUGAACCCCGGAGUUGCGACGGCUGCGUCCCCCCCAUACAUCAUACCAGGAACCAUGUGCUGCUGCUGUGAGAUUCGGACGCCUCACAGACCUCUGCAUGCCAAGCCAUCCUCGCUCCCAUGGCGUCCUUCAGCGUUGCAUGUUGACCCAUGUAGCGUCCCAGGCGGAGGGGGGAUGGCGAGAGGCAGGGAGACGUUCGGAAGCUCUCCUCCUUGCUGACUACUGUCAGGAAGUCACCGCGACUGAAACACACCGCUGUUUAAGGGGCUUAAAUAUAUGUGGAACGAAAUGAGCGCCACCCUAUGGCUUCCCUCACCACAACCUCCAUCUUUCUUUCUGUUCAGUUGAAAACCUAAUGCAACGCUGAAGGCUGCCUUCGGCGUCAGUGUCGGACGCUAAAGUCCACUUUCCCAACGUUGGUAUAUUUCACCAUGGGAGUGAGGAGGUACAGUAUUGUGCCUUGUUGGCGCCACGACACUCACUCAGAUGGUACCAAAACAGUGCCAACACACCUUCAGCACCUGGCAGCCUGCGGUCUGUGCAUGUGCAUCCUGCCGUGGUCCACUCCAGACCGUGAAGCCCUCUGGUGAUGUCAGCCCUCCUCGGACCUUCAGGACCACGACAGUGACGCCCAGCGAAAAGCUCCAGUCUCUUAUGUGACAAGUGGGAUGCACCAGAUUAUUUCCCAACACACAGCUUCCACGACUGUUGUUGAUUUGAAAUGAAUGACUCAGCAGUCCUUUGUUUUUCAUAUGAACAAGCUUUGGGUGGUGAACAGACUCUUGAAUGAUGUUUUGGCAAAAGCCUGCUCCUCUGAGAACAGCUGGGCGACGAUACAGAGCUCCAGCACUGGAAGAGAAGGGAGAGGAACGCUCCCUCGGCUGUGACGUCUCACUGCUGUCAGCUGCGCCUGAUGGAGGCUGGAGUGCCAGCCAGGUCGGAUGUUCCCUGAAGCCUCCAAACGAGCCGCGGCUGCCUCCCGGGACGUUCAUCUGCAGGUACCAAAGUGACCCCGUGGCAUCGGCUGGGUUUGGUCUCGACUCUCGCGUGUUUCGGAGCCAGUUGUCUUCAGGCUUCACUGAGUGUGAGGCAUUUCUCUGAGGAGGUCAGAACUCGUAAAGUCUCCAGUUAAAGUUCGAUCACACCUUUCAAAGCUCCAGGCGCCGAAAGUUGAAAAGGGGGGAAACAGCGCCUCCUGCUGUCCAAACGAUAUUAAGUUAUUGACGUUCUACGUUGAGGUUUCCGUAACUACUGAAGUUAGGUCACCAGUCGGCCAUAACAUUAUGACCACCUCUCCAAUACGUUGAGCUGCAGUUCAGCUGCCACACCCGCAGAUCCCCCCCGCCCCCCAUCUCCCCAUGUGACGUCACUUUGGCCUAGAAAACACGCCAGGAAAGUUUGAUGUCACAGAAAGAAAGCCUUGUAUUUAUUCUGAUUUAUUGUGGUGAAACUAGUACG
Synchiropus splendidus (mandarinfish) is the source of this 3151-nucleotide messenger RNA. It is a transcript of the gene chst6, whose product is annotated as carbohydrate sulfotransferase 6. The transcript has 2 exons. Lineage: Eukaryota; Metazoa; Chordata; Actinopteri; Syngnathiformes; Callionymidae. Gene Ontology annotation, cellular component: Golgi membrane. Gene Ontology annotation, biological process: sulfur compound metabolic process; N-acetylglucosamine metabolic process; carbohydrate metabolic process. Bases 238 to 1434 code for a protein of 398 amino acids. Gene Ontology annotation, molecular function: N-acetylglucosamine 6-O-sulfotransferase activity. The record is from RefSeq and is a predicted model, not a curated record.